This is a messenger RNA of Syzygium oleosum, 2284 nucleotides long. Its product is annotated as acetolactate synthase 3, chloroplastic-like. Lineage: Eukaryota; Viridiplantae; Streptophyta; Magnoliopsida; Myrtales; Myrtaceae. The record is from RefSeq and is a predicted model, not a curated record. Gene Ontology annotation, biological process: L-valine biosynthetic process. The transcript is spliced from 2 exons. Gene Ontology annotation, molecular function: thiamine pyrophosphate binding; magnesium ion binding; flavin adenine dinucleotide binding. Gene Ontology annotation, cellular component: acetolactate synthase complex. The annotation marks the transcript as partial.
AGGGGACCGAACUCCCGAUUGGUCACCAUUCGCCGCCUCAUCUCUGUUGCUCUUCCUCCUCCGGAACACCACCAGCUCCACGAGAACAAUGGCGGCCGCCGCAGCCGGCAGCUUCUCCGCCGUCUCCGCCAGAACGGCACCACCUCCUCCUCCUCCCUCCUCCUCCUCCUCCUCCUCCGUCUCCUCCAAAUCUCUCUCCCUCCUCCACCUCCCCCCCACAAGUCCUUCCCUUUCCCCUCCAGGCCCGCCAGGCCCUCCUUCUCUUCCCCUCCCCUCCGCAUCUCCAGCUCCCUCCCCAACCCCGUCCCCAAGGCCUCCUCCGCCGCCGCCGCCGUCACCGCCCCUCCGCCGCCCCCCUCCCCCGAGGCCUUCGCCUCCCGAUUCGCCCCCGACGAGCCCCGCAAAGGGUCCGAUGUCCUCGUGGAGGCCCUGGAGCGGCAGGGCGUCACCAACGUCUUCGCCUACCCCGGCGGCGCCUCCAUGGAGAUCCACCAGGCCCUCACCCGCUCCAGCGUCAUCAAGAACGUCCUCCCCCGCCACGAGCAGGGCGGCAUUUUCGCCGCCGAGGGCUACGCCCGCGCCUCCGGCCUCCCCGGCGUCUGCAUCGCCACCUCCGGCCCCGGUGCCACCAACCUCGUCAGCGGCCUCGCCGACGCCAUGCUCGACAGCAUCCCCAUUGUCGCCAUCACUGGCCAGGUGCCCCGAAGAAUGAUUGGUACGGAUGCGUUUCAAGAGACCCCCAUCGUCGAGGUCACCCGGUCUAUAACGAAGCACAACUAUCUGGUUCUUGACGUGGAAGAUAUACCGAGGGUAGUCAGCGAGGCAUUCUAUUUAGCGACUUCAGGGAGGCCGGGUCCGGUUCUCAUCGAUAUACCUAAGGAUAUACAACAGCAGCUCGCGGUUCCAAACUGGGACAUGUCUUUGAGGUUGUCGGGAUACACGUCGAGGUUGCCUAAGCCGCCUCACGAGGCGCACCUGGAACAGAUUGUGAGGUUGAUAGCCGAAUCAAAGAAGCCAGUCUUGUAUGUGGGCGGUGGGUGUUUGAAUUCGAGCGAGGAGUUGAUUAGGUUUGUAGAACUUACGGGGAUCCCUGUGGCGAGUACUUUGAUGGGUCUAGGGUCGUUCCCUUGCACAGAUGAUUUGUCGCUUCAUAUGCUUGGGAUGCAUGGGACUGUAUGUGCAAACUAUGCAGUGGACAAAAGUGAUCUGUUGCUCGCCUUUGGAGUUCGGUUUGAUGAUCGCGUGACGGGCAAGCUGGAAGCUUUUGCUAGCCGAGCUAAGAUCGUUCACAUUGAUAUUGACUCAGCUGAGAUUGGAAAGAACAAGCAGCCUCAUGUUUCUGUUUGUGGGGAUGUGAAAUUGGCCUUGCAAGGGAUGAACCGGUUGUUGGAAGGGAAAGGAUCAAAGCUUAAACUUGACUUUUCCGCUUGGAGGGUGGAGCUUGAUGAGCAGAAACAGAAGUACCCAUUAAGUUUUAAGACGUUCGGGGAUGCCAUACCUCCUCAGUACGCGAUUCAGGUUCUUGAUGAGUUGACCGAUGGAAACGCAAUCAUCAGUACAGGUGUCGGGCAACAUCAGAUGUGGGCUGCACAGUUUUACAAGUAUAGGAGACCUCGGCAGUGGUUGACAUCCGGAGGAUUAGGGGCUAUGGGUUUUGGGUUGCCGGCUGCUAUUGGAGCUGCUGUUGCAAAGCCUGAUGCCGUUGUUGUGGACAUUGAUGGAGAUGGAAGCUUUAUCAUGAAUAUCCAGGAGUUGGCUACUAUCAGAGUGGAGAACCUUCCGGUCAAAAUUCUUCUGUUGAACAAUCAGCACCUGGGCAUGGUUGUCCAAUGGGAGGAUCGGUUCUACAAGGCCAAUAGGGCGCACACGUACCUAGGAGAUCCGUCGAGAGAGUCUGAGAUAUUCCCAGAUAUGUUGAAGUUUGCUGAAGCUUGCGGAAUACCUGCUGCUCGUGUGACCAAGAAAGCAGAUGUUAGAGCUGCAAUUCAGAAAAUGCUGGAAACUCCUGGGCCAUACUUGCUAGACGUGAUUGUUCCCCAUCAAGAGCACGUCUUGCCCAUGAUUCCUAGUGGUGGGGCUUUUAAAGAUGUGAUAGUCGAGGGUGAUGGACGAUCAGCGUAUUGAUAUGAAGUUUGAUUUAGUUAUCAUCACUUGUUUGCUGAGUAGAACAGAUAACUUGCGGUUUAGCGAUGGUGUUCCGACUUUAAUCGUGAAGAUCUUGUAAUAGCAUCUCUUGCUUAUGUGUAAUUUGUUCUGGUUUAAAUCUAGUUGUCCCAUUCUGGUA